AUGAAAGAAACAGAAAGCAACGAUAUUAUAUGGCUAAAAGAGUACAAAAGAUCAACAUCUUCAUCGUCUUCUUCGAAGAGCCCGUCUAUCCCAAAUAAGGCAAUAAGGAGAAAUUCAAAUUUUAUCAAAGAUAAGAAUUCUCAUUGGUAUAAAUAUAAUAUUUCCAUAAGUACGAAGAAUAGUACUUUGGUAUUGAAACCAUUGUAUAAAAAGAAAGCCGUUAUUUCGCCCUCCCCAAAUCUAUCUUCCACUUUAUCUUUAGCAAAUAAUGAUGAAAUUAUUAUAAUAGAUUUACAAUUUAUUUCAACGAAGAAAUUGGAUGAUAAAACUUUCCAAGUUUUACAAUCUAUUAAUGUCCAAAAAAUACGAAAUGGGAUAAAUGGUUUAAAGAAAGAUAAUAGAAAAAACAAUGACAGAUUAUUCAAAUUUAAAUUUGAAAAUGAAACUGUUAUGAAUCAUUGGUUUGAUAAAAUAAUGAAGUCAAUGCAUGAUUCUCUUAUAAAUGAUUCAAAUUCAAUAUCACAUGAUAAUACUAGCAACAACAUAAUAAGUAAAAAUACCAUAAACAAUGAUAACAAUAAUAAAGACCUUAAUAAUAAUAAAAGUACUACUACUACUACUACUACUACUACCAGUGGUACUGAUUUUACAUCAUUAUUAAAUCAAGUUAAACAUUUACAUCAAUCGAAUUUGAAAUGUUGCGAUUGUAACUCAACUGAUUCUGUAGAAUGGAUUUCAUUGAAUAUAUUAUGUUUACUUUGUAUUAAAUGUUCAGGUAUACAUAGAUCAAUGGGAUCACAUAUUUCCAAAAUUAGGUCUUUAACGUUGGAUAAUUUCCAUUCCAUUGAAACAUUAUAUUUAAUUAAAAAUAAUUGCCUCAAUUCAAACGUUAAUGAAAUUUAUGAACAUAAUUUACCAAUAAAUUUAAAAAUUUCAUCAAAUUGUAAUGAUCAAAUGAGAUCCCUUUUCAUUAAGGAUAAAUAUAUUACUAAAAAAUACAUCGAAAAAAAGUUAACAAUUAAUAAUGAUAACGAUAUCCUGAAAGACCUAAUAUUAGCCAUUCACAAUAAUAGUAUUUAUGAUAUUCAAAAGGCUUUAGCAAAGACAAAUCGGACAUUAAGAGAAUUAUCUAUUUAUCAUAGAAAAACGAAUACAACAACAUCAAUUUUCCAAUAUUCUUUAAAACAUCAUACUAUAGUAGAUGAAACCCCCAUUUUUCAUAUUACAGAAUUCUUAUUAAGUAAUGGGUUAAUAAUAGAUCAAUUACCUACUAAUAUGACACAAUGGGGACCGGAAGUAAUUAAAUAUUGGAAAGCAAUGUUAAAAAUCUAUGAACCCUAUAAAGAAUCGUCACCAUUACCAUCCUCAUUCUCAUCCUCAUCACCAUCGUCGUCGUCGUUUUCUAAAGGCAAUAUCUAUAAAUCACCAUUAGCACAGAAAUCUUUACAACAUACUGAUGGCAAUCAUAAUCAUAUUCUACAAGAUACAAAAUCUAUUGGGAAAUUAAUAAUUAAUAAUAACACAUCAAUACCAUCUUCAACAUUAUCAUCACCUUUUUCUCCCGCAACAAGGAAUUUAAUGUCACCAAAUAAUAUAUUGAAUCUUCAUAAAUCUUUGAAAUUGAAUAAGAAAAGAUAA
Molecule: messenger RNA, 1638 nt
Organism: Naumovozyma dairenensis CBS 421
Lineage: Eukaryota; Fungi; Ascomycota; Saccharomycetes; Saccharomycetales; Saccharomycetaceae
Gene: AGE1
Product: GTPase-activating protein AGE1
Exons: 1
Coding region: 1-1638 (545 amino acids)
Biological process (GO): intra-Golgi vesicle-mediated transport
Cellular component (GO): endosome; trans-Golgi network
Molecular function (GO): GTPase activator activity
Source: RefSeq, a predicted model, not a curated record